AUGGAUUACACUCCGCAAGCUGCAAUGGCCUGGAUCAUCUCCGUAUUGGCACUUGCCAGUGAGAUUUAUUAUCUAUAUGUAUCUAUUAGCCCGCUGAAGUCAGCUGAUCUAGCAUUCGUGCUCAACACUACAAGCCAUUGCCUCAAAAACAACCUCUUUGUCGCAUCUUUCGUCACCUCAACUCUGACAACCAUUUUUACCGGAAAUAUUUUGAUAUGGAUCGUCAUUGCUUGUCGUAAAUGGAAUGCUUCGCAAAAUCAUUAUCGAGCUUGGCUUGUGGCACUCUUCAGCCAGGUGUUGAACAUCAUUAUUGCCGCAGCUCAAAUGCCACAUACGAAUCUUGCCCUCUACUUGACUCGUGGAUUCUCGUUGCUCCUCUGGGUACUUUCCACGAUGUUUUUUGUCUCUCGUAAGUUCGGUUUUGUGUCUUGUGCUUCUCCAAUGACAUUCCUUGGUAUAGAUAUUGCUCGUAUCGAGACUACCACGAUUUUAUCUCCCGUCAAGCCUCCCGAGACUUUUCAAGCUCACCCUAAGCGGCAUGUGAGCGCUUCCGAGGACUUUCGUUGUCGUGAUCCAUUUGCAGGCCCUUUAGGAGUCAGCUCUCACACCAUAUCUGCGAUUCCCCUUACGCACGCGGCAUCCUACAAAUCACUUCUUUCAGUUACGAGUAAACGACAGAAUAAGACGAGAUUCGUACCCCCAAAACACGUGCCAAAACCCUCGCUGUUGGCGGCCUAG
Acaulospora colombiana is the source of this 738-nucleotide messenger RNA. The record is from the annotation of a GenBank genome assembly. Lineage: Eukaryota; Fungi; Glomeromycota; Glomeromycetes; Diversisporales; Acaulosporaceae.